AAGGUUUCUAAAUUUAACAUAACUAUUGUCUUUCUGCUUUAAGUGCUAAUGAUUAAUAUAUUGUAUAUUCGGAAUGGAUUUAAAAUAAUAUUACAAUUAUAGAAAUAAAAAAUACACAAAAAAAAUAUUAUAUAAAUUCGUUUGGAAAUUCUAAAAUUGUAAAAAGCCUUCUUUUUCAUGAAGAAAAUAAACUUUUUGCAGGAUUUUCAGAUGGAACUUUAAUACUUUUUUAUUUUGAAAUCGAGAAUAAUAAUUUAAUCAUUAAACAAUAAAAAAUUAUGAUUAUAGGUUACAAACCAGUAAAACUUAAAUUUUUAACAUCUAAUAAUACAUAAUAAAUUGCCUGUAUAUCAAACGAAGUAUCAGUUUUAAACCUAAAGAAAAUCGUAGGAUCAUACGAAAGAUACGAAAAGACAUAUUUUAAUAUCUAAAACAUUAACCACAUAGAUUAAUUUGAUAUUGCUGGUGUCGAAUAUCUAAUUUGGUUUAGUAAAAAUUACUUAGGUAUAGGAUGUGUAGAAUUGAACUAAAAAUAUCACAUAACGAAUUUCGGAAACAAUAAAUUAUAAUAAAACGACUAAUAAUCCUAAACUGAACUUGUUGAUAUUUGUCAAAACUAUUGUGUAUCAGUAAGUAUAAUCGAAAAAGAAGAAUAAGAAGAAUAAUAAAUUAUAUCUUCAAUAUUUUUACAUUCAAUAAAAAACCAUGAUUUAUUAGAUUUUAAAACCAUUGAAAACGUAUGUAUAAACACACUUCUAUUAUUAAAUUCUUUAGUUUUUAUUGGAGGAGAAAAUCUUAAAAACUAAAAUAACAAAGAAGGUUUUUUAAGUGUUUAUAAAAUAGAUAAUGAAGGAAAAUUCAUUUACCUUUAAACUUUCUAAUUUUCAGUACCAAUACAUCAUAUAGCUUAAUUUGGUUAAAAUGAAAUAUGUGUAAUUAUAGGAAACGAGAGUUUUAAAAUAUAUCAAAUUAACACAGAAAGAAACGAAAAUAAUUUCAAUUAAAAAAUAAUUACUGAAAUUAUUUCUUAAUCAUCUAAUCCAAUUAUUGCCCUAGGAUUAGAUUCUAAUGAAAAAAAUUAAGUCGUAAUAGCUGAUUCUACGAGAGGGGUUUACCUUUUCGAAUGUUCUAAAAAAGAAAAAAAAGCGAUUGCUGUUUGUUCUUCUCCUUUUCCUGUUUUUUGCACUAAUACUAAAUUUCUUGGUAAUGACAAUAUCUUCUUUUCUGAUAGUAAUGGUAAUAUUUUUAUUGUUAGAUAUAAUGAAUUUGCUGAAAAUGAUUUAGAAAAAAUUAAACUUGCAGUCCUUGCCUAUAUUAAUAUUGGAGAUACUAUUACUACUUCGAUUAAAAGAAAAGUUAAUACCAAAUAAAUAAAUGAUAAAUAUAUUACUAAGGAUUCACUUAAUUAAAUUAUUUUUGGUACUAAAAAAGGAGUCGUAGGUAUAAUUAUGUCUUUAAAUGAAUAGACUUUUAAUGUCUUAUAUGAUUUAUAAGAAUCUAUCCUAUUAAAACUUAAAUGUCCUCUUAAUUUUAGUUAUUUUAAAUGGAAAUAAGUUAAAGUAAGAUAUUAUUUUUUUUAUUUUUUUUUUAAUAUUUUUAUUUUUUUAGAAUGUUCCUAUAUCUAAAUAAGAAAAAAGCACUUUUAUCGAUGGCGAUAUUAUAUUUAAAUUGCAAAAAAUGAAUCAUAUUUAAGUAAAUGAUAUU
Messenger RNA from Ichthyophthirius multifiliis, 1704 nucleotides. RefSeq lists its product as hypothetical. The transcript has 2 exons. The record is from RefSeq and is a predicted model, not a curated record. NCBI's taxonomy places the organism in Eukaryota, Ciliophora, Oligohymenophorea, Hymenostomatida. Gene Ontology annotation, cellular component: nucleus. Gene Ontology annotation, molecular function: nucleic acid binding; protein binding.